AAUAUUUCAUUGGCCAGAUAUAAUGAAGGCCUUGCAAAUCGCUCUUGUAUUUUCGGCUAUUGUGGCCAUUGCCUUCGCUGCAAAUGCCAGUUGGGGAGCCAAAUUGUCCAGCAGUAAGUUGGUCAGCACUCAGAACGUGACCAUCUACAAGAAGGCCAACCAAUAUGUGAGCAGUAUCAUCAGUUUCCCACUGGCGGGCCAGAGCAACACCAAAACCAUUCGGUACAUUAGCAUAACUGAUAGGUUUACCAACAGCUCGGGACCGUACUCCACCUUGUGGUCCGGUGGGCCAGGAUUCAUCAGUGCCAAGGUCAAUGUCACGAGCCAGUUUUCUCAAGGAAUCAAUGUGACUGCUCAAUUUUGGGUGGAUGCCUAAACCUACAACUUUGCCGGAAACAAAAUUUUACAAUUUUCUGUUUUGCAAUGUAAUUUAAAUGUAAUUCCGAACUGGUAAAUAAUUAUUUUCAAAUCCCAAGUCGAUAUGCUACAAACAAAAUAAAAAAGACGUCUUGAAUAUUGACAAUAA
This is a messenger RNA of Drosophila sechellia, 526 nucleotides long. RefSeq lists its product as uncharacterized. The coding region runs from base 23 to 376 and encodes 117 amino acids. NCBI's taxonomy places the organism in Eukaryota, Metazoa, Arthropoda, Insecta, Diptera, Drosophilidae. The record is from RefSeq and is a predicted model, not a curated record. The transcript is spliced from 2 exons.